CGCAAAACUAAAAACAGCAAUAACAUUCCCUACAUUUUCUUCAGAGUGUGAACUCCCACAUUAUUGGGAUGAAGCUAUGAACUUUCCUAAAUUUCAUGGUGAAAACAAUACAGCGACUCUUGCCGGAGCUAUGUCAAUUUGACUUGAUUGUGAUAGAUCCACCCUGGCGAAACAAAUACAUACGACGUCUGAAACGAGUACGACAAGAAUUAUCCUACCAAAUGCUUUCUAAUGAAGAAUUGCGCAAUUUACCUAUUAGUCAAUUAAUACAUAAACAUUCACUUGUUGCUAUUUGGUGUACGAAUUCUAGCCAACAUCAAACAGCGUUGUUAGAAGAGUUUUUACCGGAAUGGAAUUUACAAUUAUUACAUGUUUUAAAAUGGUUGAAAUUGAAUAUUAAUGGUGAACCAAUCAGUUCUAUUAGCAACGCUGGCCAAAAACAGCCGUUCGAGAUGUUAUUUAUUGCCCGCCAUCAGGAAGCGGAUGUAGAUUUUGCAACCUCGAUAAGGCAAGUGGAAAUGUUGUUUAGUGUGCCUAGCAUUAUACACUCGCACAAGCCACCAUUGUACGCUUGGCUAGGAGAAUAUUUGCAAAAUGAACCCAAGUGCUUAGAAAUAUUCGCACGUUACCUGCAACCUUCUUUUACUUCUAUCGGUUUGGAAGUACUUAAGCUAAUGGAUGAACGCCUUUACAGCAAAACAUAGUUCAAAAACUCGUAUAUAUAUUUUAGUAUGAGAUAAUUGGUUGCAUGUUUAUUGUUUAAAGCAAUACUUAGAAAAUACAAUUUUUGUAUGUUAAUAAACAAAAAAAAUAAUAUGACGGUGUAAUUAAAUUAUUUAGCUUUGUUCUAGUAAAACAUUAGAAAUGUUAAGUUAAAUUAGUUUUAUAUAAAAGGCAUGAUUUAUGAUUUAUUAUUAUUCGUGUCCUUGAGCAGCAGCUGCAGGAUUUGUAGGUUCAUUACCACCCCGUUUCUUUGAACCUGA
Molecule: messenger RNA, 983 nt
Organism: Teleopsis dalmanni
Lineage: Eukaryota; Metazoa; Arthropoda; Insecta; Diptera; Diopsidae
Product: N(6)-adenine-specific methyltransferase METTL4-like
Exons: 2
Coding region: 96-704 (202 amino acids)
Cellular component (GO): nucleus; RNA N6-methyladenosine methyltransferase complex
Molecular function (GO): methyltransferase activity; nucleic acid binding
Source: RefSeq, a predicted model, not a curated record